Messenger RNA from Pelobates cultripes (western spadefoot toad), 12485 nucleotides. NCBI's taxonomy places the organism in Eukaryota, Metazoa, Chordata, Amphibia, Anura, Pelobatidae. The record is from the annotation of a GenBank genome assembly.
GAGGGGGAUAUGCAGCCAGCAAGUAACUACAUCUAGGAGGGAGGGAUACAGGAAGGUCUGCUUUCAUAAUAACAGGAAGACACUGCUCUCUACAGAACCUUCUGAGACUGCUCUGCGAGAGGGCCAGCCAUGGAUAGGAGAUCGGUAAGCAUUAAACUUAUACUGCCUUGCCUUGUGGGUGUUGAAUGGCCGAGGGAGUAUAGAAAAGUAUUUGUGAAUUAAAUAACUUCAUCAAAAAGAAUAGUCGAUAACUUUUUGGGAAGGAUAACCGAGUAAGUGGUUCAGACGUAGAGUGAAGCACUGGGGGAUGGGGUAAAGGUGUUACUAUUAUCAUUGGGUCAGCAAUGUCUUACUUGGAGCAAUAAAUAGGUUAAGAGGAAAUCGGGUUGGAGGUGCAACUAUUUGGGGCGUAUGUUCUAUGCCUCCCCCCUUACCACCACCCGAUGGAGAGGGUAAGAGAACACCGAAUGUGGGAUCAGAACACUGAGCAUAAUUCUGAGAAACGCCACAACAGAUUUAACAGCACUAGUUGGAGCUUUGUUCUUGUUGGACUUUGGAACGGACUGUUUGCUUCAGAUUACGUCACGCAGCCAUUUGUCUUUCAUUUUAUUGUUACACGUACACUGUGAGAGUAACUAUGCAGUUAGUGAUUCAGUCUUGGGAUAGUGUCUUGGUGUGGCAAGGAUGUCUUCUGUAGGGUGGCUAGUUAUGGGGCGGUUUAUUAACCAAUCAAGAUGGAGAGUUGGCCACUGUGGCAAGUGUGCAAAUCAUGGGGUUGGAUUCUGGCGAUUGUCAAGGUUUUGGAUUGUGAUAGCCAGUCACACAAAGAUGGGCUAACAGUCUGGGAAGUGUGCCUUUUAUAUGAUAUUGGGUUUAUAGCUUCCAAAUGUGGCUCACCAGGGUUGGGGCAGAGGACAGGAGGUUGCCAAGAUAGCACUGAGCCUGGUGGAGAUCCUAUCCAAGGGUGCCAGUGUAUACCCAAUCAGCUGAUGGGGGUUCUCCUGAAGAUUAAUUGGUUUGGCAAAUAUGGUGUUUAGGGCUAGUAAAUGUGCCUGACAGAGUGAUGGCAAGAUUGGUACAUGCACCACUUCACUGGUGUACAAGUCAUGGUGGUUGACAUCAGAGAAUGGCCAGUGUAAGGUUCCAAAAACAAGUCGGUUGAUAAAUAAUUGCAAAAUCUAUGAGUCAGACUUCAGUCUUUCUAAAUAUUAACACAUCAUUCUGCUUGACAUCCAUCUAGGUCCAUGUGAAAAGAAAGGAGCACUUGUUGCCAUUUUAAAAAUGCUCCUGGGUUUAACAAACUUUGAAUUGUAUGUUUUUAGCCCCAUUUGCUUAAUAUGGCAAUAUAUCACAAUUCUCUUUUAGUCUACUGUGAUAAGUAGAUCGAUUCCUUUAUACUGUGGGACACUAAGGAAUGACGGCCAAUUAAAGCACUUUUUUUUUUUUAGUAUGUAUCAGUUUAUCAAAGCCACUAUCUACAGGUUAGCUAUAGUGGCAGAGUAGGUGUUAACUUUUCCUUAAGUGAUAAUGACAACAGUGUAGACUUUCCAGGACACAGAUUAGGUGUGUACUCUGUGGUGAUGUCACUUUUGACAAUGACAUACAAUACAUACAACCCUUUAACUGCCAGAACAGAUAGCAAGAUAGCAGUGGUGGUUAGUAGGUUUUCUCUAGUACAGCUUGCUGUAAGGGUUUUAUUUUUUAUUUUUUUUAAGUCUCUGCUUAAGAAUCAAAUGUCCUUCAAGCUGCUAGCAUUAUACCCUGCUGUUCCAAAACCACUUACUUUGUCAUUUUCAGAUGCUAGGUCUGCCAAAUGUAAACUUAUUUCUGUUAGUCUGGUAACUGGUUAAUGGAUUAUCAGGUUGAGUACAUCUACCAUCGCUGUGUGAUUUGUUGAAUCUAAAGUGAAUUAAAAAAUUUUUUAAGAAAGAACAGGCAAGCUGUGGGGAAUAAUUCUCCAGGUAUGUUACGUGUGUGUUUUCUAUUUUGGGCUAAAAUUUCAAAUUCACUUUGAAUUCUCAACUGUUCACACUUAAGCGUGCGCUUUGUAUGUGAGUUGUUCACAGGCACUUUUGUAUUUACACUCCAGAAUCACCAAUCUUGGGUUUCCUUCACUUUUCUCCAUCUGCAGCAUAUAGUGCUGCCUUUUUAUUCACGUUCUCUUUGUAGAAGCCUGACCACUACCUUUCUAAUGUUUUGUCUGUUCUCACACUGUGUGCACUGUCUCCUGGUUGUCCGGCUAGUGCCUCAUCAUUAUCAGACGAACAAAGCUAUUAUUACUGAAUAACCUGUUUAUGAGAGAUAUCCGGGUGUGGGUUUAGUGUAUGCGUCACUGUGGAGAGGAGUAUGUGCUUCUAAAAUAGCUUGCCAGAAGUAUGUGAGUUCUAAAUGUUUUGUGUCCUCUUUUUAGCUUGAGCAUAAUAAAAAUGAAAGAACGGUCAUGGGAGUAUCUUUUCCUUUUUUUUUUUUCCUUAAUUUGUUUUGCAUGCCUUUUUUAUACAUUGUAGAUAUUUAAGUCCUGGAAAUAAAAUGUGCCUGCAAUAAAAGCCUUCUGCUGUUCCUUCACCACAAGUGUGAUAAGGUAAAGAUUAAAGAGGUUGUGUAAUCGCCAUAACCUUUACAAUUUGCUCUUGUGAUUAAGGUGUCAGAUGUCCUCUGGUGCCAUCUGACAGUUGCAUAUUCAAACUGUUCUUCUUUAGUGAUAGCUUAUUGUAUUUGUUCUGGUGAGUAUAAUCAUUCCCUACAGGCUUUUAACAGUACAACCUAGGGAUACCUCCACUGGCCACACGUCAGAUGGCUGCUAGAGGUGCUUCCUUGGUCAGUGCUGCACAGUCUGCAGCACUGCCAUUCAGUGUCUCCACCCUCUGCAUGGAGACACUGAACUUUCCUCUUAAACAUACACUGAUUCAGUGCAUCUCUAUGAGGAGAUGCUGAUUGGCCAGGGCUGUGUUAGACUUGUGCUGGCUCUGCCCCUUAUCUGCCUCCUUGACAGUCUCAGCCAAUACAAUGCUUUCCUAUGUGAAAGCAUUGUAAUGGGCUUUGAAUAAAACUUCUGAUGAUGGCAGCCAGAUCAGGGGUGGAGCCAGCAGCAGCAGACUGCAAUGCAAGUAAGAAUUUACUAUAUUUAGGAGGGGCAGGGGGGCCAGAAGGUAUUUUUAACACUGUAUGGUCAGAAAUAUAGGUUUUGUUUUCUUGACCCUUGAGUGAUCAUUUAAGUUCAAAACUGUUUGACGAUUUACCAGGGGACUUCCAGCACUUUAAAUGCUACAUAUGAUUGGAGUGGUUUUAGUGACUGGAGUCCCUCGAGCAAUCCCUUUGUUCCAUGUUAAACUGAGCACGGCCUCUCUGAUGCUCGGGCUAGUGCUUCCACUUUGGCCCAAGCCGUGAUGGGUGCCAGUGAGAGGCUGGGAGGAAACAAUGAUGGUAUAAAUUGGUAUGGAGUGUAAUCUCUGCUUCAGUUAUAAAUCCAGUGAAGUUCAUGCUACAAGCUGCGCAAAAUCCUCAUUCAGUGUUUAAACCAUUUGAAAAUUGUUUAACCCUAAACUGAGGAAAGGCCCUGUGACUACAGACCUUAGAACAACUUCAAUGAGAUGAAAUGAAAUGUGUGUCCCCUUAAAUCAGUUGUACAGCUGUGUGUAUCUGUCAGAUAAUUGUGAUCUUGAUUCCAAAACAUUUGGCACGCCACUGUCAUAAACGUUUAGUGACCCAGUCUGAGAAUUACAUAUUGUCAAAUUAGAUAAAAUGUUAGCUUUACAAAGUUUUUUGGGGGUUUUAUGUACAAGUAUUGCCAGGACAUUACUGCUCUGACUGGAUUAAUUUGUUGUAACUUAAUACAUAGUUAAGGUUGUAAAUCCUAAAAUUAAGAGGCUUGCAGGUUUAUUCACUAUAAUCUGAAUUGGGGGUGAAUUUCCCUGUUUAAUAUUAACAAUUAACUGUUUUCACUAAACUCAUUAGAGCCAUCAUUUAGCUAGUAGGUGGGUUGGUCCAGAGCCAUCAGCUGGGGCAGGAGUUCCAUUCAUUAUCUGAUGAAAGUAAUUUAUGCCAAUUCAAAUAUCCAUUGAGCUUAUCCCACACUUGUUGAGAAAGGGCAUUGAUCAAUGGAUAAAAUAAGAGGCUUUGCUGGGGAACGAGACCGGUUGUCUCUGUUGCUAGUUUCCUCAUUUGCUGUAUGUAUUUCUCAGCGGGGUUGGGCCCAAAGAAAGUCAAAUACAUCUUCAGCCUCUGGUCCAACUCUGCUUCCGUGUAGCUGGGGCGCCAUGCUCGUUCCUUUCGGCUGGGAAGUAUGAUACAGCUGCUUGCCACCAGUGUAAAGGGACGCCUUGGUAAGCCGACCGGUUGGUCCCGCUAGUUCUCUUCCUUCAGCCGAUCAGGAAUUCUUACACGAUUAGGGGACUUGGCUCUAUGCGCUCCCAGGCAGGGAUGACACUCAGCCCUGGAAGCUCUUAGUCUUUACAAGGACGUUUCUCCGUUGCAUUCCCUGCAAGCUGGAACAGCAGACACAGGGGUUAAAUCUUCCCUCCAAUAACAAGACACACAGUUUUGAAAGGUUUUAAGCACGGACUUCUCUUUAUAAAGAAUACACAAGCAACAUAUACCCUUAAUGGAAGCGAAUUAGGGAUAACAACACACGAAAAGGACUUGGGAAUUGUUAUAGACAAAAAACUAUGCAACAAUAUGCAAUGUCAAUCAGCAGUGGCCAAGGCCAGUAAGGUAUUUUCAUGCAUGAAAAAGGGCAUUCAUUCUCUGGACGAGAAUAUAAUUUUGCCUCUUUAUAAAUCACAAUAAGGAUGUGGAAUUCUCUGCCUGAAGAAGUGGUUUUAUCAGAGUCCAUACAGAUGUUCAAACAGCUACUAGAUGCAUACUUGCAAAAAACAGAAUAUUCAAGGAUAUAAUCUUUCAAUGUAGGGUAAUAACUGCUUGAUCCAAGGAUAAAUCUGACUGCCAUUCUGGGGUUAAGAAGGAAUUUUCUUUCCUAGCUUGUUGCAAAAUUGUGCUUCAAACUGGGUUUUUUUUUUUUUUGCCUUCUUUUUGAUCAACAGCAAAAAACAAAUGUGGGGAAGGCUGAACUUGAUGGACGAAGUCUUUUUUCAGCUAUGUAACUAUGUAACAGCACACAGGGUUACACCUUAAGACAUUACAUACAGGGGGGUAAACUUUAGGGCUCAGCGCGCAGGGAAGGGUCACACAGGUAAAAUAUAAUUCAUUAGAUAACCCAGAGUCCCAUCUGGGAGCCCUGCAAAUAGCAGGGCUAUCGGGUGUACGGAGUCCGAGAUACCAGCGUCUAAAGUCUGGGGCUCGAGGCUCUGUAUAUCCCCAGAAUCAGUUCCAUAGCGUCGCUUAGUUUGAUCAGGUGAAUUCAAACUUCGCGCCCAAACCAAGCAAUAGCCAAUCUGCACAAAGGCACAAAACCAACUUGCGCCAAAAAACACUUAGGGAGGAGAAGGGUUUCGCUGCCCAAUCAGAAGAACGGGUGCGAAACUCGAUUGCACCAAUCCGCUGAAAGGCGCAAAGCCAAUCGGCACUCGGGGAGGGGUUUCGCCGCCCAGUCAAAAGAAAGGGUGCAAAACACUGUUUGAACGAGCGCUCUUUCUCUGAUUGGUCGCAUGGGCCCUGACACAGGGACCGAAGACAGGGUGCGCAGGCCAGUUCGGGAUGCGAAUGCAGUACAUUUAAUCAAUGAAUUAUCUAUAGAUGUGCAGUAAAUGCUCUGUGACUGUGCACUCUCAAAGUAUUUGUCAAACAAGUUUGACAGCUUGUGACUUAAGCAGCUUUAGCAUCUACAAAGCCAGAGAUGGAAUUCAUGCAGGUUCCACCCACAUCUGGAAAACACCUUCAAUAUUAUUAGUCUCUCUGAUUUGGUGUCUAUUUUAUUUUUAUUGCCUUGUGUGCAAAAGAUAUGUUUAGCAAAUUCACAGGGCAAAUCAAAAUAUAUGGAGUUAAAUGUGAAUGCCGAUACUAACGGCACAUUUAACAUGUACUGAGUUCUUGGGACACUGUUGUAACUUCUUCCAAGUAUAGUAGAAACAGGCUGAAAAUGAUGGAAGUUGGUUAUUUAUACAUCUUUAUCUGAAACAAAUAAAAUAUUCCCUAACUAAAUAACUAUACCACAUACGCUAUGUUAGUCUUGUAAUUAAUUCUCAUAUAAAAAGAGGCUAGACUGCAUGUCUGAAAAUUAAGUCCGAUAUUACUGUUACAAUCAUGUUUCUCAUGUACUGUACGUAUAUACGCUCAUACUGUAAAUUCGUAUGCCUCAAAAAUAAAGAGAAUUAAAAAAAUAAUAUUCCCUAGCAAUAUUAAACUGCAUUAAAAUAUGACUAACUACAGCGUGCUUGGGCUCCUACAGAGAAAUGCUUGGGAAUUCCUUUAGUCCAGCAAGCAGGACACUGCAGGGGUUAACUUUAUUUACAUGUCAGCCAUGGCAUCUAAAUCGAGUAAUCUGUUUUUUUUUAAUUUAUUUUUUUCUCAGUGAUAAAAUGGCACAUCCCAUAGCUAACGUGUAGGGUGUUAAGAGUGUUUGUGUGUCAGACUGGCUGUCUUACUGAUCACUAGAGUAGAGCUCCUGUUAUCCAUAGUAUGACCCCAUCAAAAUUACCAGUCACGUUUGUCAUAAAUUAAAGGAACACUCCUGGCACCAUAACACCAUAAGCACUACAGUGCCGUGUAGUGGUUAUGAUGCUUGGAGUGCAUUGGUCACCCUGUGCCUAUUAGGAGCACAGGGUGCCCGGGAAACCUAUGCUAUCCUGCCCAGACUAGACUUCAACGGACUGAUUGGUUGUGAAGGUUCCAUGAGCCUGGCCAGGACCAACUUGAAAACUCUGAGCGGAUAUAAACGUUAAAACAGCCUGCUGAAACUUUUUAAGUGGAGGUAGCAUGGACCACAUACGACAUAUUACGUAGCUAUUUUAACAGACUGGGCACUCGGGGAUAACACUUGUUUUCCUCUUCAUCUGAUCUAGGCUGAUGUUUGGGUGAGCUGCUAUAAGCAUUGAAGGUGUACUGGGAAAGGAGGGAUAUUAAUGGAGAUACUCUGGCUGAGGACCGAGCUCCGUUACACUGGCGGCUCAGGCAUUAAUCCAGUUUCGGAGCAUGAUCACACACACUCCUCUAAUGAGCUGGCCAUGCGCUGGUGGAAUUAGCUCAGGAGAGUUAAAAAUCUCCUAAUCUGGCACUUCUGGCUCUCCUGAAGGCUGAGAGGCGUAAGAAUGCAAACCAUUACUAAAUUAUUUAACUUCUUACUAUGGAGGGAGCUCCAUGCCCACUACAUCGUGCUUUAGUGGUUAUGGGGCUGGAAACUUUCCCACAUAAAGCAGCUGUCAUUUUUCAAUAUAUUGAACUGUGUAACACUCAUGUUGACUGUGUUGGAAUUUCAUAGAACUGCUUUAAAGGGCGACUUUGAAGUUCUAUUUUAUUAAACUAAAAUGUUAUACAAAUAGUUUCUAAAUUUCAAAUUCUUCAUUGUUUGGACAUUUUAUGUAUUUUCAAAUUUUGUAUUGACAUUGCUCUUUUAUACUCCACUUUAUUUUAAGAUGUAAGAAGCUUGAAGCUUGCAUAGUUUCUGUUGAAUUUCACAUUUCUAAUCAGACAAAACAUCGUCACAUUCUCAACGAACUCUCACACUUGCCAAACAGCUUCCUCAUUUUUGCAUUUUUUUUUUUUACAUCUUGUUUCCUAUACCUUUUUUUUAAAUUUAUCUUAAUACAGUAAAUUUCAAACACCAAAAACACUAAAAUCCUGUUUCUCACUUUAAUGAGCCCUCAAAGCACUAUAACUUGCAACUAACAGCUUGCUGUAGUUUUUAUUUUUUUUGGUCUUUAUUUUAUCACUUCUAAAAUCACCUUAUUUUAUCACCUAUACACCAGUUUCCCAAAUCAAAUCAUUCUACCCAGGGAGAUGUCUUCCGCGAGACAAACAAGGCAUCUGCCUUGGGCGGCACUUUGGGGGGCGGCAAAAAAAGCUGCCCCCUGCAAACAGCCAGGCAGAUCCCUUGAUUGCCUCGUGUCAUGGAUCGCUUGAGCUGGCGCCAAUUUUGCGCUCCAUCCCCCCCCCCCAAGGUUGGUAGCGAGGGAGCACGUUCACCUGAGCUCUUCCUGCUCAGCUCUCUCCGGCUCCCAGCAUCACUUAUGACGCCUACUCAGCCUGUCCGCCCCCUGCCUGCCUGCCCAGCAGCCCUACUGGACAGGUAAGUAAUCCACCUUGGCUCUCCCAGGGAGGCUGGGUGGAUUUACAAUAAUAAAAAACAAUAAUAAAAAUUUGUGAGUGUUGGGGGAAGUGUGUGUGUGUGUGUCAUUGUUUGUCAGUGUAUAUGAGAGUGUGCGUCUGUCAAAGUGCGCCUUGACAGGAAGGGGUGGGGAAAAAUUUUUAAAUUGCAAUUUUGUUUUUCAGUUUCAUCAUUUUGUGAAUAAACUUGUGUCAAUAUUUACUACAUUUGUAAUUAGUGAGAGUUGACCAAUGCGAGAUAUUCAUUGACUUUUUACUUAAAAGCUACUAGAUUUAUACAGCACUUAAAGAACCACUAUAGGCACCCAGACCACUUCAGCUCAAUGAAGUGGUCUGGGUGCCAGGUCCCUCUAGUUUUAACCCUGCAGCUGAAAACAUAGUUUCAGAGAAAUUGUUUCACUGAGGGUUAAUCCAGCCUCUAGUGGCUGUCUCACUGACAGCCGCUAGAGGCGCUUCCGCGAUUCUCACUGUGAAAAUCAGUGAAAAGACGCUGGACGUCCAUAGGAAAGCAUUGAGUAAUGCUUUCCUAUGGGCUGUUUGAAUGUACGCGCAUGCGCAUUUGGAUCUGACGUCGGCAGGGGGUGGCGAGUUCCCCAGCACAGAGGGAGCCCGGCGCUGGAGAAAGGUAAGUGGCUGAAGGGGUUUUAACCUCUUCAGCCCAGCUGGAGCGGGACCCUGAGGGUGGGGUGGACCUAAUGACCCUAUAGUGCCAGGAAAACUAGUUUGUUUUCCUGGCACUAUAGUGCUCCUUUAAGGGGACACUCAGAACCAAAACAACUUAAUGCAAUGGUUUUGGUACAAAGGGACUCUCAUUUUUAAACCCUGCCUUGUCUAUGAAACAUACCAGAGUAAACUUAAAGGGACACUAUAGGAAUCAAAGCAACUUAAGCUUAAUUAAGCAGUUUUUGGGUAUGGACCAUGCCCCUGCAGUCUUGCUGUUCAAUUCUUUUCCAUUUAGAAGUUGAAUAACGUUUUUCUUUCUGUUUUAUGAAGCUCUAGCCACACCUCCUCUGACUGAUUCACACACUCUUCAUGAAAACAAAAUGGUUUCACUUUCAAUCAGUUGCAAACUUGUUUUAGACCUUUUUUGUCUCCUGCUCUGUAUAUUUCACUUUAAUCAGACAUAGGAGGGUGCUGAAAGGUCUAGCAAACUAUUAACUGAGCAGAAGAUUAGAAUUUCUAAAUUUAACUGUGCAAUAAAGAGUAAACAUUAGGUCUCACUUUAAAUGAAGUGUUUAGGAAGGUUGUGCAAGUAACAUGCAGAGAGGUGUGGCUAGGGCUGCAUAAACAAAGUGAUUUAACUCCUGAAUGGCAGAUCAUGCCCCUGCUGUCUCACUGCUCAAUAAUCUGUACAUCAACAUUGAUUCAGCUUAAGUUGUUUUGGUGACUAUAGUAUCCCUUUAACCCCUUACGAACGUACCUCAUACGUCUGUGGCUAAUUUGAGCGAUGGAAGAGAUCGUGAUCGCGUGCAAAAUGUCAAAAAAAUAUAGAUGCUAAUUUUGGCCAGGGUUUGUGACCAACUACUAAAAAAAAAAAGACUGGACAUACCCCAUUUUGAAUACUUUUACAAAUGGUUGUCUACUUUUACAACUGGUAUGCCAUGAUGGGGUUAAUUUUCAUUCCUGUGUCUGUACAUUGGUGGUAUCACUGUACUCGAGAUGUUGCUGAACACAUAUUGGGGUGUUUUUUGGCAGCAAUGCAUAACAGGAGCUGGGAAUCCAUGCCUAAAUUACAAUGUGUGUAGGGAUAAAACACAACAUUCCUACCCAAAAGGUUGACAAAGACUGAUGGUAUAAUUAGUGCAUGGAUAGUGUUUAAAUACCACCAUUUUAAAUAGCCUAGGUUGUCUACUUUUCAAAAAUAUAUGGUUUGAUGGGGGUAAAAUACAUUGGCCGGCUUCAAAAAUGUCCCAAAUAGGACAUGGGUGCAUGAUGACCAGCUGUGAAAAUUCCAAGUUGGAAAACUGAAAUGCACACCCUCCAAAUAAAGUCUUUUUAGCCCCCAGAGAACCCAACACACCUAUACAUGGGUGGUAUCACUGUACUCUGGAGAUGUUGCUGAACGCAUAUUGGGGUGUUCUUUGCCAGUAACCCUUAAAGUUCUCAGUACAUGUAUUCUUAAAUUGCUAUGUGUGUCAAAAAAGCACAGAUUUCUAAUUUUUUUUUUUUAAAUUUGGCAUAGAUUGGUGAUAAAAUGGUUGCAUGAAAAGAGUCAGAAUACCCCAAGUUUAAUAGCUUGGGUUGUCUUGUUUUUCAAACAAAUAUAUACAUGUGAAGGGUUAUUUAGGGAUUCAUGACAGAUAUCAGUGUUACAAUUUUGAAAAAAAAGGUUUGGAAAUGCUACUUGUACUUAUUGCCCUAUAACUUUCCAAAAAAAGCUAAGAACAUGUUAACAUUGGGUAUUUCUAAACUCAGGACAAAAAUUUAGAAACUAUUUAGCACUGUAUUUUUUUGGCGGUUGUAUAUGCAUAACAGAUUUGGGGAGUCAAAGUUUGAAAAAGUGUUUUUUUUCCUUCAUAUUUUAUCACUUCAUUUUGGGGUAAAUUAUAUGAUGAAAAUAAUGGUUUCUUUAGAAAGACCAUUUAAUGGCGAGAAUAACAGUAUAAAAUAUGAAGAGUUCCAGGCAGUCGCUUACCAAGUACCGCUGCCCACGUUUGUGAGACAAGCUGGGCGACACUCUUUUUUUUUUUUUUUUGCCAUGUGUUUGGUUAUAUGAAAUGGCGGCCCUGCGGGGGAAGCAUUAAUGACUUCCCUUGCAGUUUCGCACUUAAGGGGUAGGGUGUCAACGUUCUAAUGGGUUACUGGUGUGGGUACAGUAAAUGAGUAAGCGGAAAAUACAGCUAAACACACACACCGCAGAAAUGUAAAAACCGUGUGAGGGACCUGCAAAGUGAGGUGGAGGGUGUAAAGAACAUAAUGUCCCAAAAUGUAGAUCGAAUACUUCAAACCAAAUUCUAAGGUCAAUUUGACAGGCAGACAGGAUGAUUUGUGUUACUUUAUGUCAUAUUGUUCCUCUAUACAAAGUCACCAUCUAUGUCUUUUGGAAUUCCUAAUUUACCAUCUUGUUUUGUCUUCAGGAAAUGGGGGAGCCCUCCACUGUGGGUGGCGGUGACCGUGUAAGGGACCUGCAAAGUGAGGUGGAGGGUGUAAAGAACAUAAUGUCUCAAAAUGUGGAUCGAAUUCUGGCUCGAGGUGAGAACUUGGACCAACUGAGAAAUAAAACUGAGGACUUGGAAGCCAGUGUAAGUAUGCCUAAACAUAUACACACCCCGUCCCUAAAUUUUUCUUUUGCAUUCUGCCUCCAUACUACUUCAUAAUACAUUAAAGGAACACUUCGAGCACCAUAACCACUACAGGGUGGCACUACAAAACUGCCCUUGCACCUUUUUAAAUAAAGGAGUAAAACUGUUUAGGAACAGUUUGAUUUCUUACCUCGGUGCUGCUUCCUGCCACCUCUAUAGCAGUGUGAGAUGGAAGCACUCUUCACUGAGCCAAGUCAGGCAGUGCAUGGAUUUACUCAGGAGAGCUAAAGGAUGAGCAGACGCAAAAAGGCUCUCACUGAGAUGCAUAGGAGGUGGGCAGUGACACCGAAUGGACCCCGGGUAAGAAUUUAAACCAUUUGUCUCCUUACAUGAAGGGGGGUGUUUGGUAUGCUACUAACCCUAGUCUUGAUUCCUUUAUCUGUAUACUUGAUAUAUAUUUUUUUUUCUUGUAUAUCUUUUUAUUUUACACAUCUAAUUUUGUUUCCUCUUUUUAGUCAGAGCAUUUUAAGACAACAUCUCAAAAAGUUUCACGAAAGUACUGGUGGAAGAAUGUGAAGAUGAUCGUGAUCAUUUGUAUUGUGGUUGGAAUCAUUCUCCUUCUCAUCAUUCUUCUUGCCACUAAAGUCAUACCAACAUAAAGACUACUUUUCAACCCUUUUAAUCUACCACUCCCCCACUGAAGAUUCUCUGACCUUUAACUGGUGACUCCAGCUGGCCAACUCCACUGAACAUCCAAAGAUUCCCUGAAACUGAUUGCUUUAACAAUUUUGAUUUGAAGAAUUAUGUUUCUGUAUCCAUAUUUUAUGUGGAAUAUCCCUGCACACAACCACUAAUUCUUGUUUAAGUAUGCAUCUGUGUAUAAAUAUAUUCCGAAGGUGUAUUUGCUCAAUGCUGAAUCUUGGCUAAUGAGGUGGGAUAUCUGUUUAUAAACCUCCUUAAAAAAAAAAAUAUAUAUAUAUAUAUUAUUAAAAAAAAUGUAUUUAAUUUUUUUUUUUUUAAAUGUCC